AUGCAAGGUGUACCUCUCGUUCUUCUGCUGCUUCUAUUCGCGUUCACUCACACGUCUUCGGCCGAUGGAGAAAUCUUGUCCAGGAGGAAAAGGCAUCUCGCCUUCCCAGAAGGAUCCACCCUAUCGAUCGCGCUGUGUUUGCAGGCGCAGAUGACGAUGAGGCCUUCGGAAAUUUGGACUUACGCGAUGAACUGGGGCAUCUCUUACGAUUUACCGAACAUCACCUCGACGCUGGAUUACUUGAAGCCGUAUUACAUGAUAAAGCGCCGCAACCGAAGGGAUCUUUAUCAGAAAAUGGAAACGAUAAUGAAUUCGAUGGGAUAUAAUGGGAAAGGUUGCAUCUACAAGGCUCUGUGCGAGACGGGAAGCCUGUUCAAGAGGAAGGGCACAGUUCUUGAAGAGAUUUUCAAAACUCUAUUCAGGUUCCCGUUGCAGAAGAUUAUGGAUUCAGAACCCGAAGACCAUAAGCAUUACCAAUGGGCGUAUCAAGUGGGAUUGCGCGAAGGAUCGGACGGAUGCUGGGAGAAUUUCAACGGAUGUUCCUUCUCGAUCCUCGAUUUGGCCCUUGGAGGAUUCACGAACUAUGCCCCGCCGUUCAUCAAGAACCUAUCGUAGCUUCGAACCAUAAAAAACGAAACAAAAAUGUAC
Nicrophorus vespilloides is the source of this 648-nucleotide messenger RNA. RefSeq lists its product as uncharacterized. The record is from RefSeq and is a predicted model, not a curated record. Bases 1 to 615 code for a protein of 204 amino acids. The transcript has 4 exons. NCBI's taxonomy places the organism in Eukaryota, Metazoa, Arthropoda, Insecta, Coleoptera, Silphidae.